This is a messenger RNA of Chironomus riparius, 225 nucleotides long. Lineage: Eukaryota; Metazoa; Arthropoda; Insecta; Diptera; Chironomidae. The record is from the annotation of a GenBank genome assembly.
AUGAACUUUUCCGAAGCCAAAAGACGUACAGGUGGUAAACGAGGACCAAACAAGAAACCAACUGUUGAUAAGAAAGGCACAUCAGCCUUUAGUAAUGACUCAGAUGAUUCAAAAAAUGAAAUAUCGAAGGACAAGACCACAGUGAUUGAUGACAAACCAGCAAUAACUUUAAGUCAUCGACCGUUACCGAAAGAUGUUGAAUUAUUUCGAGUAGAACCAAAAUAG